GAGGCCCAAAUGAGCGAGGAGGAAUCGACGGAUGAUGAAGGUUACUCGACUGAGCGCUCGACUUGCGUCACAGAGAAGAGAGUGGAGCGCGCGCUGAUCUAUUUGUCUAUUCCAACAUUCGUCGAAUCUGUCAUAACGGCAUUAGUUGCAUAUAUUAUACUCUUUGUAUGAUAGCUUAGUCUCUGGAUUCUGGACGACUGUAAAAUACACUGCGAUACACCGUCGAAGCGCCAACAAGAGAAAGUCAGAAGACCAUCGACGUCCAGACUACACUAGUACUUAAGCUUGUAGUCCCAGACCCUCAUUCUUUUUCAAGGUCUACUUGGCACUCCGCUUUCGCACGUGGUCAAAGAGAUUUGAACCGUACAUCCAUUCAACAUCCUCACCAUCUGGCACCCGCGAGACUGAAGAGAACAAACCACUCAAACCACUGCAAGCCUCUACUACGGCUAUGGUCGCCACAAAUCCUUUACGUGAUGAUAAGCUCCAUUAUCAUCACCUUACCUCAAAUGGGCGAAAGGUAUUGAAGGAAAUAACUGCAAGGACUUCAGAGACUGGCGUCAUGGAAUUCCACGGUGUUGAUGCGCGAGAAUACGAAGUAUUACAACAUGUGCUGGAAGAAAUGGGCCGGAUAAAGCCCAGGCUGACUUACGACUAUAGCAAGCACCUCCUCUUUGUCGACAUACCUAGUCCCCUUCACGAAGCACCCUUUAUAAAUAUCAGAGACUCCCUUGCUUGCACGAUCGAACAUCUUCCUUAUGAUCACGACGUCAUUUGUCCAGCCAUUAACAUGAACCUACCGUUGGAGAUUGAAGACAUAUUGGCUACGCUGCAUAUCUCCAUCACGUUGACGAAAGCGGAGAGACCUAUCACCGAGUUGUUGGUUCCACUCAUCGGGGAGUGCAUAUGCUCAGAGACUAAGACUAAGUCCCACAUCAUGGACAAGAUGAAGAAGACAAUCGAUGCUCAUCCUGAGAUCAAUAUGGUCAUCUUAGGGAUUGUCCAUGAGGCUCAGGCCUACGAGUGUCCGAAGAUAGGUUCUGUUGCGUCAAAGACUCUCCUAAAGUCACCAACACCCAUUCCUCGGAGCAAAUUCAUCACCAAAAGUUUCCCACCCUGCGAAUCCAUCAACAUCGCGGAUCACAACUGGUGUCAUCUCAGCUUAGUGGAGUUCUUUGUGUGGGUGAAGCAAGACGGUGAUACACAGAUAGACCUUGAUCAAGACGAUAAUGACCAUAUGGCACGCGGUGUAUUGUACCCUGAGGUCCGCAUGGACGCUGUCACGAAAAUGUUCCAACAAGGGUUGGAGAGGAUCAGGGACACUUUCGUCGAUUUCACCAAACACAUCAGUACGAUUGUCGAUGUUACUAGCCUAGAGGAAGCCGAAGUAGUGUUUCCAAUCAGUUGGAAAGAUGCUUUCAUAGCAGCAGAUGUCUCGGUAGACGCAACCGCUUACGCUCGAUACAAACAUUGGCACGAGAAUCAGAUCAAUCCCACCAAACGCACAUGGGAUCUCUCGUAUUCACCCUCUGACUCGGAGUCCGAGUCGUCGGUGUCAGAUGACGCUAAAUUGCAAGAAGGGACCAGUCUCUCUUGUGGACGCCCCAGGCGCAAGCGGCGUCCCGCCUCUCAGCCUCCUCCUCGCUGACUCGGACUGGUCGGAAACACCGUGGCUAGCUGCACUCCAAGAAUGGUCGGUAGAUCGGACAAGCAACUCCUAGUACUAUUGUUAGAUGUUUGGGGUGAAUGGUGGAUGAAAGGAGGUCCGACUAUCAUUUUGAUGGUAUCGAAUUUUACGUUUCUGACUCGGACUCCAUCUCGACACGAAAGUUGAUUUUAGUACUUCUCGCUACAAAUGUUUAGGCUCGUCACGAUACACGAUGUACUAGUAGUUGUAAUAUUUUCUUCGCCGCGUACUACUAUCAUUCACUGCGCAAACGAGAAAUUGACCGGACGCGGCUAUCUGGAUAGGCAGAUGUACUUGCUCGUAUGCAGUUUGGGUAUAGUUGACUCUUUUA
Molecule: messenger RNA, 2018 nt
Organism: Suillus paluster
Lineage: Eukaryota; Fungi; Basidiomycota; Agaricomycetes; Boletales; Suillaceae
Exons: 6
Coding region: 452-1648 (398 amino acids)
Source: RefSeq, a predicted model, not a curated record